Molecule: messenger RNA, 754 nt
Organism: Hordeum vulgare subsp. vulgare (domesticated barley)
Lineage: Eukaryota; Viridiplantae; Streptophyta; Magnoliopsida; Poales; Poaceae
Exons: 3
Coding region: 91-663 (190 amino acids)
Source: RefSeq, a predicted model, not a curated record
GUAUCCCGGCUGAGACGGGGGGUGGCAACAUAGAAUACAUUGAUUUAGUGGGAAUAAAUCUGCCGAUCGGGCGGUUGGUCGGUCGAUGCCAUGGCUCUGAAGCAGAGCAUGCGGUUCUGCGCGGCCACCGCGCUCCUUGGCGUGCUCUCCUUCGUCCUCGCCGUCGUCGCCGAGCUCAAGAAGCCACCGUACGGGACGCCGAUCAGAGGCGCGGACGUGGUCGUCUGCCGGUUCCCGCCGGACCCGACGGUGGCGCUGGGCGCCCUCUCCGCGCUCGCCGCCGCGUGCUCCGCCGGGAUCGGCGCCGUCUCCGUCUUCUUCCCCUACGACGGCAGGUCCAUCCCCAGGAAGGCCCUCUUCGACUACACCCUGCUCCACGUCUUCUUCCAUCUCGCCAUUGGCGUUACGGUGGCCGGGAUAGGGACGACGACGUGGGCGACGGCGACGGAGGCCAUGCACCACGUCCGGAACGUGCACCGCGACCUCGGGUACGCCUGCCCGACGGCCGAGACCGGGCUGCUCGGCGCUGCCGCGUUCCUCAACCUCGACGCCUCGCUCUUCUGGCUCGUAUGCCUCAUGCUCGUCGGCAACGUCAGGGAGGACUACUUCGACGGCCGGGACGAGGUCAGCGGCGACCGUGGCGCGGGGAUCGGGGAAAAGUAAACCUCAGUUUUCGCAACAUGCGGCAUCCACAUACCCAUUGUAAAUUUGUAACCACGCAAGCAUGCAAUGCAACACGCGCCGUCUCCGUGUC